AUGCCAACAGCCAGGCAAUUUGAUCAGAUUCCCCCCUUUCCCUCCGACACGCCCUCGAUUCCUCUACCGAAAGUAUCACUCCAGGAGCUACAAGGGAAAAGCAAAGUAGAGGCUAGUCGCCUGUUUGAAGCCUGCCGCGAGUGGGGCUUUUUCUUGCUGGAUCUGAAGAACUCAUAUGAGGGCGAGGUCCUAUUACAAGAUGCAGAGAAAAUGUUUCUUCUCACUGCCGAGACUUUUGCCCUCGAUCAGUCCAUUCUCGACAGUUAUGCUUACCAACCACCCCACGACCUCACUGGGUAUAAGCAAAAAGGGAAACUGAAGACGGACGACGGGAAGACGGAUUGCAUGGAACUAUACUCUAUCAACCAAGACGACAUGCUUGGCAACUGUCCUUUUCGCAAGAACGUUGGACCUAUCGAAGACAAGCGAGCCGACAUUUGCGAGUUCAUUAAACAUGCUCACUCGGUCGCGGACGUGAUUCUGGCCCGACUCGAUGAGCAGCUGGGUCUCGAGCCCGGAACGCUCAGCGCGCUCAGCCCGCUGGAUGAGACAUCAGAAACCUCUGUCCGUCUGCUUCUUGCGCAGCCACAAGCCAGCCCCCAAUACGACUGCAUCACGCUCGGCGGCCACACAGACAUCGGCACCAUCACGCUGCUAUUCAAUGCAGUGGGCGGCCUGCAGAUCCUUCCGGCAGGCUGUGAAAACGCAAUGGCCAACUGGCGCCAUGUCAAGCCGGAGCCGGGGUGUGUCAUUGUAAACAUUGGAGACACGAUUGUGGAAUGGACGGGGGGACUGCUUCGCAGCUCGUUGCAUCGUGUGAUAACGGCUCCUGGCUCGCAAGCAUCGGUCCCACGAAGGAGCGUGGCAUAUUUGGUUCGCGCUCGGAGCAGUGCCUCGAUGCGCAGGCUUAGUGGAGGCCUGAUUCCUCCAAUAGCUGCGGGUGAGACGCAUGAGCUCCGUGGUGUGAAUGAAUGGGCUGCAUGGCGGACGACGCAGAUUAUCCGGGGCGAACUCAAGCCGCAGACGAGGGGAGGCAACGUGAGGCCGAUGAACAGUUGA
Molecule: messenger RNA, 1059 nt
Organism: Metarhizium acridum CQMa 102
Lineage: Eukaryota; Fungi; Ascomycota; Sordariomycetes; Hypocreales; Clavicipitaceae
Source: RefSeq, a predicted model, not a curated record